This is a messenger RNA of Onychostoma macrolepis, 3501 nucleotides long. Its product is annotated as IGFBP domain-containing protein. Gene Ontology annotation, biological process: regulation of signal transduction; regulation of cell growth. Gene Ontology annotation, molecular function: insulin-like growth factor binding. Gene Ontology annotation, cellular component: extracellular region. Lineage: Eukaryota; Metazoa; Chordata; Actinopteri; Cypriniformes; Cyprinidae. The record is from RefSeq and is a predicted model, not a curated record. The coding region runs from base 2127 to 2792 and encodes 221 amino acids. The transcript has 4 exons.
UAAGUUGUUCCAAACUGUUGAGUACAAAAGAAGAUAUUUUGAAGAAAGUGGGUACCAAACAGUUGACGGAAACCAUUGACUUCUACAGUGGAACUAUUGGGCUACCGUCAACUUGAGGGUGAGUAAAUGAUGACAGAAUUUUUGGGAAAAUUCCAAAAUGUUUUUUACAUGUGUUACAGAUCUUAUUGUGGAUGAUACAUCCAUAUGUUUAUUUUUUUCUCCAGACUUUUUUUUUAUUUUUAUUUUUUACUACAGUCUUCUCUCUCUGGUGACCUGCUGGACUUCUUUGAUCAUUUAGUCGAGUUAAACAGUCCCAGCACGAUUUAGUGAGACUUUUUUUUUUUUUCAUGAUUUUUGUGACCUAAAAUGAUUGAAUUUACUACGGCUUUUCAAAAAAAAAAAAAAAAUUAGUGUUAUUUGCGGCAUUUUUUCCUGUUGUUUCACAGUAAAGACGCAAUGCUGCAUAAAAGCCAGAAUAAAUCAUUGUAUCAAAGUAUACAAUCACAGAUGCUGUGUAAAUGCAUUUAUGCCACCUCUGAGCAGCAUUAAACAGUCAGUGUAAAGAAACCACUACUGAAGCACUUCUAUGCAACCUUUUUGGUGUAAAUUUGGCAUAAUUAUGGAUAGUGACAGUAAGAGAUAAAUGAAUAUUAUUCUUUUUUUUUUUGCAAAUAUUAUUUUCACCCUCAGUUUUUUUUUUUUUUGUCAGGAACAUUGCUAAAAAAAGACAAAAAUGCUAUCUGCUGCAAAUAAUGCGGAGUUUGCUUGAUUUUGCAUUUAAUUCUGCAUUACAGAAUCGACCGCAAGCUCACAUCUCAAAAUCCAAUCAACAACCAAAAAAUAGAAUUAACCCCACUUUACCUUUUUCAUUAUCCAUUACCCUCAGAUAUGCUUCACAAUAUGGAAGAAAAGAUCUGUGGCUACUUCUGUGACUUCAAAGUAAAAAUCAAAUAGAGUUAGACCAGGUUUAUAUCCUUAAUUUAACAUUUAUUGAAUCAUGAAAAACAGUAGUCUUUAUGACGGGGGAUUCAAAAAUAAGAGAGCUUGGCGAAAUUAGCCAAAAUGGAAUGGCAUAUUGGAUGCGAAGCAAAAAGUGACAUUUUUACUAUUAUAAAUUAUGAAAACAAACAUUUUCUUAAAAUGUAUAAUAAUAAUCAAAUAAAAAUGUUAAAAACGUUAACUUAAAAUGUUUAAUAAUAAUUAAAGAUCUACUUUAAAAGUUUUUUUUUUUUUUUUUCCAAGAAUGUUUUAUUCGUUACAAUAUUAGAACAGUUGUACCAUCCUGACAUGUUUGACCAUAAAAAAUGUCAAAAUGAAUUUUAAUUAAGAAAUUAAAAACAUUCUCAUAAUAGAAGGUGUGUUUCUGUGUAAGUUUUUUACAUUGAUACCUCAGGACAUCAAGUCAUUUCAUUGACUUGCAAGAAUUUAUCACAUAAUUCACAAUAAGACUAGGAAUUUGUAGUAAGAAUGUAAACACGGUCAUCUUUUAUUAUACUUUGCAUUAAUUUAACCUGAAAAAAAAAAAAAAAGUAAUGAAAAAAACCCAAACAUUAAAAACGGCAUUUAUGCAAAAUUGUAUCAUCUAAUAUUUUAUCUACAGUAGACGUUCAUUAAGGCUAAAGCGGUCAAGGGUAUGACCUUUGAGACUGUUUGAAGAACCGUUCUGUUCUGAAAACUAUGAGCCAGACUGAAAGCGGUGUUUUAUUGCGUACCAGCUUAUGAAAAAGUCGCACACAGGUCUUCUCAGAUAACCUGCCAAUGUCCUAAUCUUGUCCUUGUUGCUCGUGGCCGAUUAUCUCGAUCACACCAUGAAUUGCACCCCCUGCUAUUGGUCAUGUGACCUGUGCACAAAGGGUCCAGUCUUCUUCGCUUGGUCCAACUUAUUGGUUUUCAGACAAAAAGAAAACAACAGAGUGAUUGUAAAGAUAAGACUUGGGGAUAAUUAACAGCAAAUCCAGACUCAACAAACGUAACACUCCAUCAUCCAUUGGUUGUGAAGAAGGGAGGAGGUUUGUUGGUGUGAAGCUGAAUGAUUUCUUUGAGCGUGAGUGGUUGUAAAAUGUGGUCUCUGUUGUGAGGACCGUUACAUAUAAAGGCGACCCAUCCCAGUAACGUGAAGUCCAACCAUGAGUCCAUGCGUCUUCUCAAUCUUGGUGAUUUUGUGGCCAGUAAUGGCUAUGGAGGUGUCCACCUUGGAGGGCCAGCAGAUCCUCCAAGCCUUGCACUGUCCGCCCUGCGAACGCAUCCAUUGUUCCCCUCGUCGAGCGCUGAAGCUCCAGUGUCAGGGUGGAAUCACCACUGGGAUUUGUGGUUGUUGUCCAGCCUGUGCUAAACUCGCGGGAGAAAGCUGUGGAGGCACCUGGGACUACCUGGGGAAGUGCGAUGAAGGGUUGGUUUGCAUUUACCCUGAAGAAACAGGUGGAAAACCAGAGGCACAACGCAAGGGAACCUGCAAAUCAGUGCUGGAGGUGCUCAAAGCCGACACUUGCAGGUCUGAGUGCACAUGGGAGUUCUGCAAGACAAAUCCCAAUGAAAUAUGCUCAGCCAGGUCUGUAUCGCUGGAGAAGCGUGAGUGUGGAGGUCACUGCCAGCACACGACCUGCUCCAGCUGCCUGGUUCUCAGACCUCCAUCUUGUCCUCAGUCCUGUUCCCCAACAGACCACGUGUGUCUGCAUCGCUUCGGCAGGUGUGUGCGAGAAAAACACCCACCCGUCUGCCACCAGAACCUACAGAAUAACUCUGAGGGAUUCUUUGUGUGUUUGGCUCCUGCUUGUCCAACUGCAGCAAACUGAUUCUACUUUUGAAGAAGAAUCCCAAUAAUGUAAUCCAGUUCUAAAAUGUAGCAUAAAAGGCAGCUAUUUUUAUUAAUGCAUUUCAUGACUAUUUAAAAAAAAAAAAAAGAAUGCUGUGAAAUUACUCGCAUUAUUGUUGUACAGCUUUUGUUAUACAAUCUAAAACACAAUGUUUCUGUCAGUAAAACUUGCUAAAACCAUGUUAAAACUGCAUUUCCAUGGCUACUAAUAAUAUAUUAGUCAGUUUUUUUUCUAAUAUUUAUAUGUGCAAAUGUUAAAUGAAUAAAAUUGCAUUUUAAUUUCAGAAAACUCUCUUUUUUGUAUAUAUAUAAAAUGGACUAAUAAGGUCAGACUGACCCCUUCAGAAAAAAGUGCCCACUGUAAACACGUUCCCACUCCUGUCGGGACUGUUACUGAAUAACAAUGUUUUUAUGAGCCUGCAAUUAGACGUCCAUCUAUGAGCCAGAACAAAGCCCAGAUCCAUAAUACAUCAACCUGUCCACAAUUCUUUUGAUGUCUGUCUCAUAUGAAACUGCAUAAAGGAUAGAAACUGAUAAACGUGUUGGCAUUAAAUACUGUUUAUAUUAUGCCUCCAAACAUGCAACAAAUAAGCACUUUAUUCAUUGUUUUAAUAUUGAAUAACUUAUCUUUUUCUUAGUUAUGCCAACAGUGAUUUUAACUUAUUUUAUGAAUGAAAAGUAAGUUAUUA